AUGACUUUAGCAAAGUGUUAUCCAAAUGAGUUUGAUGAAGUACAGAUUCGGGAUUUGAGUUAUCAACUCGAUACUUUCAGAAUUAUGCGAUGUGCUAAUGCCAAGUUCUCCAACUUGAAAGGAAUUAGUGAUUUAGCAAAAGCAUUGGUUGAGGCAAAUCUUGUGAAAACUUAUUCAUAUAUUUACUUACUUUUGAAGUUGACUCUGAUUUUACUUGUUGCUACCGCAACUGUGGAGAGAGCAUUUUCAUCUGUGAAGCAAAUAAAGAAUGAUGAGCGGAAUAGCAUGGGUGAUCAAUAUUUAAAUGAUUGUUUAGUUUGUUACAUAGAGCGGGAUGUAUUUACAAAUGUAAGUAAUGAUGUUAUUAUUGACCGUUUUCAGAAUAUGAAAAUUCGUCGAGGACAAUUGUAA
This is a messenger RNA of Nicotiana tabacum (common tobacco), 411 nucleotides long. RefSeq lists its product as uncharacterized. Gene Ontology annotation, molecular function: protein dimerization activity. Lineage: Eukaryota; Viridiplantae; Streptophyta; Magnoliopsida; Solanales; Solanaceae. The record is from RefSeq and is a predicted model, not a curated record.